UACAGACGACAGAAAUCUGCACGCGCUGUAUGUAGUGCACUUUUUUUUUUAUCUAUACCACUAGCUAAUAAUAUCAGGUUACAUGUCAUUUAUACCGUGAGAGGAAUUUUCACAGGGAAUUCCCACUUCUGUUUCUGUCAAAAUGAAGAAAACGGAAUAAAAGAACAUAAUAUGAGAUGUUCCAAUUCAAAUUGUGGCUGGCAGGGUAACGGUAACUUCUGUCAGUCAUGUGGCAGUAAAAUGAUAGACAUAUCUGCAGAAGUGUUGAUUAAAUGUAACGGGACAUUCGAAAGUAAACCAUGCGGAGCAGACUUGAAACAGACACAAAACUUUUGUACUAAAUGUGGAACUCGAAUUGACAAAAGUCUAUUUGAACGUUUGUCAGAAAAAUGCCAGAGAUGUGAAACUAUUCUAGAGCCGGGAAGUUUAUUUUGCGCUGAAUGUGGCUUAAAGAAAGACACAUCCAAAGAAAAAGAAACUGUUAGAAGUGCUGAUCAAGAUGCAUCAACCGCUGAUACUGCACUAACACCAAGUAAUGAUAAGGCGUGCUCUACAUUUACGGAAAUAAGUGACAGAUGUGAAGGCAAACCACUAACAAUCAACAAUGAAAUAACUAGAAAUGAAAGAGAACAGAAAGAAAGCACAGACAGCAGUCAGUUUGAAGUGAUAAAUGGUGUGCCUAUUGAUGCUAAAGAUGUAGAAUUGAAAUCAACAUUUCGUAAAGAGGGUGAAGAUAAUCAAAAGAGUAAACCCAUUCCAAUUCAUGAUGUAGAUGCCUCAAAAUAUGACGAAAAUAGAACAGAUGAAAUAAAAGAAACAAAAGGAAACCGAAUACAUAAAGAAUUAGUAAAACAUGCCGACAAAGAUGGGUUUCCCUUUGAGAGAAAUAAUGUACUUGCACAAAGUAAUGAAAAAGAACGCUCAACUGUUGCCGAAAUUAAUGACAAUCAUGAAGGCAUGCCUCUUCCAAAUGACAAUGAGAUACCAAGGAAUUUAAGUGGAAAUGUGAGCCAACAAACUGAUAGAGAUAAUCCUGAAGUUAAAACUGGUGCACAGAAUGAUACCUUUGAUGUAAAAUCACUACCAAGUUACAGUGAAAAAGAUGCUCAAAAGAGUGCAAAUGUUUUGAUUCAUAAUGAAGCCUUGUCAAAAACAGAUGACAAUAAAGUUGAAAUAACAGGAACUGAAGGACGUAAGCCAACAGAUGAAUUAGUAAAUUGUACCUUUGACGGUGAAUCAUCUCUACAGAGAAAUUUGGAAGUGCUGCAACGGACGGAUGCUGUGUAUUCAAAUUGUGCUAAUGUUAGAGACACUACUGAAGAUGAAGAACACUCACAACGCGAACUGAUAAAAACAAGUUUAAGUGAAAAUGUCUGUGAGCAGACGGCAAUCAGUCAGCUUAAUGUUCAUAUUGAUACGCACUUCGUAGAUUCAAAAACUCUUGAUGCUAACAUGUCAAAAGGAAAUGCAGAAAAUAAAGAUGAAACAUUAUCAUUAAAUGAAUCACAGAAUUUAGCUGGAAGUGAAUAUUCAUUAUCCCAUUCGACUGUUACACAGCUAUUGUGCGACGAAAAUGAAAAAGUCACACAAUAUGAAUCCGAAAAUGAUUCUGAAAUAGAAAGUGAAGAAAUAAAUACUGACCCCGUAGGAGAGAAUAAGUCAACGCCUGAUGAAACAAUGCUGUCGGGCAAGGGAACGAGUCAGAAUGAUUUGCGUAAACGGAAAAGUGGAGGAGGGGGAACAAAAGCAAAAAAGGUAAAGAAAAGAGAACGUAAGAGUAAAGGACAUGCUGAGAGAUUUAACCUAGAACAGAACAAGAAUGUCAAAAUGGGCAAUGAACAGCUUGACCUAGAUACGAACCAAACAGAAGAAGAAACAAAUGAUGACAAAAGCAAAGGUGAAGCUGUUGAACAGGUAGGUGUCUGCGACAGUAGUAUCGUGACAGAAAAAGAUACAACUUUUGUUUUUGGUGAUGGGAGCAUCAGCGAUAAAGAAAAAAGUGUAAUGUUAGAUAACAAGGUUAUCUACCCGCCAGAUCUAACAAUUCCAAGUUUUUUCAAAAUAUGAAGAACCAAUCAGGAGAUGACAAGGCAAUAAAUGAAACAGCCUCGUUUGAAAACGACAUGAAAACUAGCCCAGACGAUAAUUUCAGUAAUUCCCUUACAGAUAACGUAGUAUCUGUAAAAGAACUUGAAAAAAAGAAUUUGGAGGAAACAAAUGUGAAUGACACGGAACAGAAAUUUGAUGAAGAAGAAAAGAUGAAAAAGAACGAAAUGAACGAAAAAGAGAAAACACAAUCCGAACUAGCUGGGAAUUCACAACAAGGCCAACAACCUAGUGCCAGCAGAACAUGUACAGGAGGAACAGGUGAUUUAAUAAAAGUAGUUUUCCACAUUCUUUCUUCACCAAGUCUAGUCUGGAGGAACAGACAAGUGUUGUUUAGAACGAAUUUGUCUCAAUUCGGUGCCUGGAGUAGUAGCCAAAACGUGCUGCAAAUUGUCAGGCAGGACAACAAUUUUGUGGAAUUGCAGAUUACACUUGAAAUUGAAAGACAUUUGCUUUCUCUUGGAAAUCCAGUCAGAUAUAAAUAUGCAGUGGCAGAAUUUAGGGAAAAUAAAAUGUGCAUUGAAUGGGAAGAUUACUAUGUCUACAAUUGUAACGACCAGUAUCAUAACAGAAGGUUGUAUGUCAGCAAACACCUGCUAGCUAAAAAAGAUGAAUGGCACCAAUAUGAUGGAUUUUU
This is a messenger RNA of Ruditapes philippinarum (Manila clam), 2743 nucleotides long. RefSeq lists its product as uncharacterized. The transcript has 10 exons. Lineage: Eukaryota; Metazoa; Mollusca; Bivalvia; Venerida; Veneridae. The coding region runs from base 172 to 2067 and encodes 631 amino acids. The record is from RefSeq and is a predicted model, not a curated record.